GAUGGAUGACGUGUACGUGAGGGUCCUUCUGACUUCCGGGUUUGUAUAAACAGAUAUCAAGCGGAGUCGCCUCGCCCAUAAAGAUGUCUAAAGUAACGUUUAAAAUCACCCUGACGUCGGACCCCCGGCUACCAUACAAAGUACUAAGUGUCCCAGAGAGCACACCAUUCACAGCGGUUUUGAAGUUUGCAGCUGAGGAGUUUAAAGUGCCGUCAGCAACCAGUGCAAUAAUAACAAAUGAUGGAAUAGGAAUCAACCCGGCUCAGACUGCAGGGAAUGUGUUUCUGAAGCACGGCUCAGAGCUUCGCCUCAUUCCAAGAGACAGAGUGGGAGGACAAGGAGACUGAUGCUGCUUUUCCUCGUCGACAUCGGCAUAAUGACUCACGCGGCAGAUUCAUGUAACGCUCGAGACCCAGGAAACACCUCAGCGUGUGUCAUUUUUAUUUUCUGGCCCACCACUGACAGUGACUCACAUGAGAGUAUAUUUAAACACAUUGAUGACGUGCGCAUGUUCCCUGUGUUCAAAAGUUUGGAGUAACAUCAGGAGAGAGUAAGAGAGUAAUGAAUUCACACAACACAGCAUCUACAUCCCAGGAAAGAUCAGCAAACAACUGAGUCAGCUGACUUUUGUAUCUUUGUAAAUGACAAUAAAGAAUCCAUAUGACCAACAGCA
This is a messenger RNA of Maylandia zebra (zebra mbuna), 673 nucleotides long. RefSeq names its product ubiquitin-fold modifier 1 (gene ufm1). Gene Ontology annotation, cellular component: nucleus; cytoplasm. Lineage: Eukaryota; Metazoa; Chordata; Actinopteri; Cichliformes; Cichlidae. Gene Ontology annotation, biological process: protein K69-linked ufmylation. The record is from RefSeq and is a predicted model, not a curated record.